Camelina sativa (false flax) is the source of this 637-nucleotide messenger RNA. NCBI's taxonomy places the organism in Eukaryota, Viridiplantae, Streptophyta, Magnoliopsida, Brassicales, Brassicaceae. The record is from RefSeq and is a predicted model, not a curated record.
AUGGACAUCAUCUCAGGACAAUCUAUGUUUCUCCUCUUCUGUUUCGUUUUAUCAUGUUUUCUUUUCUUCACCACCGCAAGAUCCCGCCGGAGCCUUAGUCAAGUUUCCAUAUCACCUCCGGGACCUCCACGGUUACCCAUAAUCGGAAACAUCCAUCUUGUCGGAAAGAACCCACACCACUCGUUCACGAACCUCUCGAAAACAUAUGGACCAGUUAUGAGUCUUAAGCUUGGAUGUUUAAACUCAGUGGUCAUAGCAUCAAGAGACGCAGCGAGAGAAGUACUAAGAACACACGACCUACUCUUGUCUGCACGGUACAUAAGUGAAGCGACACGAUCCAACAAUCAUCAUGAAUUUUCCGUUGGUUGGCUUCAUCCAUCGUCUCCUCGUUUCAGAAUGCUGAGGAGAUUAUGGGUUACUCAGCUGUUCUCACCGCAGCGUAUCGAGGCUACCAAAUCUUUGAGGAUGAAGAAGGUGCAAGAACUUGUCAACUACAUGAGUGAAAGCAGUGAGAGAGGAGAAGCUCUUGAUAUUUCUCGUGCAUCCUUCGUCACAUCUCUCAAUAUCAUAUCGAAUAUUUUGUUUUCAGUCGAUCUCGGUAGUUAUGCUUAGAAAGAUCCCACUGCGUUUCAGGAGA